AUGCAAAGCUUUAAGAGACUCGUCAGCGGAAACAAAUCUCUCCUCUCCAAAAAUUUACUUACCUCCCAACAAAAAUUUUAUUCCACUGCUACAACCUCUGUUAGACAUGUUAAACCAACAGUGACUAUCUUUGGUGGUAAUGGUUUCCUUGGACAAGAAGUCGUGAAGCGUAUCGCUCCACAAUGCGAUAGAGUUAUUGUUGCUUGUAGAGGAAAUAAUGAAUUUGAACCAGUAGCUAAGAGAAUUGGUGAUAACAUUACUGUUGUUUAUUCUGACGUCACUGAUAAGGACUCUGUUGAUAGAGCUAUUUACGGAAGUGAUGUUGUUAUCAAUCUUACAGGAAUCCUUUAUGAAAGUGAUAACACUUUUGUUGAAAUUUAUAUUGAUGGACCAAGCAAUAUUUCUCAUAGUGCACACACAAAUGGUGCUGACCAAAUGAUUAAUGUUACUUUCCUUAACUCGGAACUUGAUUCACCUUCAUGGUGGUCUGAUACCAAUUUCAGAUCUGAGGAUAUUGUCUAUGGUAAUUUCCCAAAUUCAACCAAUGUAAAGCCAAGUAUUAUGUUCGAUAGAAAGGGUAACUACUCAUCAGGUGCUUAUAUUAACAGAAUCAGAAGAACUCCAUUGAAAUUCUUCCCAGUUAUACCAACACCAUUCUCAGGUGCUAAACUUCAACCAGUUUUUGUUGAAGAUGUUGUUGAAGCUCUCGAAAAGACAAUUUUCUCCAAGGUUGAAGAAACUAAAGGAAAGAAUUUGUAUUUGGCAGGUCCAGAAGUAAUGACCUUUGGUCAAAUUAUUUCAAAGACUUUCAGUAGACCAGCUAUACCAACUCCAUAUCCAGUCUUUGAUUUUAUUCUUGGAUGUACGCAAAUGUUACCAAAUCCAACUGUCACUCGUGACCAAUUCAAUAUUUUGAGACAACAUGGUGGUGAUUUGACACUUCAAGGAGUUUUGGAUAGACUUGGUGAACCAUCCUAUAAGAAGACAGUUAUGACUUUUGAAGAUUUGGAUAUCAAACCAAAAUCACUUACUUCUCAAUUCUAA
Molecule: messenger RNA, 1044 nt
Organism: Naegleria gruberi
Lineage: Eukaryota; Heterolobosea; Eutetramitea; Acrasida; Naegleriidae
Exons: 3
Coding region: 1-1044 (347 amino acids)
Molecular function (GO): protein-containing complex binding
Source: RefSeq, a predicted model, not a curated record